Messenger RNA from Acaulospora morrowiae, 1122 nucleotides. The record is from the annotation of a GenBank genome assembly. Lineage: Eukaryota; Fungi; Glomeromycota; Glomeromycetes; Diversisporales; Acaulosporaceae.
AUGGAAAUAGACCAUUACCAUCAGAAGAGCGACACCGAUAACAAUCUCGGCGAUUCGACAAUCGUGUCAAAGUACAGAAGUGCUGCAGAGAUCGUCAGUGCCAUACUCCCUGAAAUCAUUAGCAAGUUGGUUCCAGGAGCAUCAGUUGCCGAACUUUGCAAAUAUGGUGACCAACUUGUCUUCUUGCACACGUCCAAGGUCUACAAUAAAAAACCAGUGGAAAAAGGUAUAGCACUGCCGACGACGAUUUGCAUAAAUCAUUAUCUGCAAUAUGUUUCUCCCCUGCCUGGUGAAGGUGAUGUAAUUCUUCAACACGGAGAUUUGGUUAAAGUGGAAUUGGGCGUUCACAUUGACGGAUACAUCGCCAGUGCAGCCCACACCACGAUAUUGAAUCCAAAUUUGCAACAACCGGUAACUGGGCGUUCCGCCGAUGUUGUCGCGGCUGCACACUUUGGCUCCGAAGUUGCAUUGAAACUUCUCAAACCUGGUAACAAGGGAUCAGAUAUAGUCAACGCCGUAUCUCAGGUGGCCGCUGCUUUCAAGUGUACCCCGGUGGAAGGAUCAAUUGUUCAGCAAAUUCGUCGAUAUGUUCUUCACGCGGAAAAAUCCGUUAUCUUGAAUCAAACUGACGACUUGCUGAAUAAUGAUUUCGUGAUAGAGCCGAACGAGGCUUACAUGGUUAACGUGCUCAUGAGCAGUGGAGAAGGAUUGGUUCGAGAAUCCGAGGUGAAACCGACCAUCUAUCAGAGAAACGUUAACGAAUCUUAUAAUUUGAAAUUGAAGGCCGCCAGAUCGGUCUUCAAAAAGAUAACCGACACCUACAGCGUGUUCCCUUUCUCCACAAAUUCCUUAGAGGGUACCCGAGAUCGGCUUGGGAUUCCCGAAUGUGUCAACCACGGAUUACUAAGGCCAUAUUAUGUUUUAUUGGAGAAAACUGGACAAGCGGUUGUGGCCCAGUUCAAAUUCACCGUGCUCAUUCCACAAAAUAAUCAUAAACCUGUGUGCAUCACUCCUCCCAACCCUUUGCCGUAUGUUUAUUCCGAAUUAUCCAUUCCACCCGAAUUAGAUGUUGCCAAACUAUUAGCCGACGAGAUCAGAUCCGCCAAAGGGAAACCCGAGUGA